AUGACGUCCUGGUACAACAACCUCCUCACCAAGACCACGUCGCAAAUCUCCUCCCUCCGCUCCACGCUCCUCUCCUCCGACGCCGACGGCGACACCGAGGACGACACCCACGUCUGCCGCGUCCUGCGCAACUACUACGCCGACAAGGGCCGCCCCUUUCCCCCCUGGCUGCCUCCCGACCCAAAGGCCGCCGCGCCCCCGCCCGCCCAGACGCUCUACUCCCAGCCGCAGGUCGGAUCGCGAUAUGGUGGCCUCGGGCAGCAGGGGCAGCAGCAGCAGCAAGGCCCCGGCGGCGGCGCGCUGAGCAGCCUCUGGGAUAGCGGGCCGGCGGCACCGCCGCAACAGCAGCAGCAGAGCCUCCGCGCGGGGAGGCUGACGCCGGGUGCGGCCGCCGGUGCAGGACAGGCAGGGAGGAUGGGCAGCACCGGGGGGCGUGAUGACGCCGUGAUGCCGCGUCCGCUGCCGAGCCAGCGCGCAGGCAGCUACCAGAGCGCGACGGCCGCAUCCCCGCAACCGGCCGGCUCGUCGGCGCAGGACCGCCUGCGCCAGCGCCUAUGGGGCGGGAGCUCGUCGCGCACGUCCAGCCCCUCCCAGAGCACCACCGGCGGCAACGGGCAGCAGGGCCCGUUCCAGCCCCCGUCCGCCAACAGCGUCGGCGGAGGCAGCAGCAAGUCGUCAAACUAUGAAGACCGCUUCGCCCCCGGCGGAUCGUACGACUCCGGCCGCGGCGGAGGCGGCCCCUACGUGGGCGCGAACGCGCCGUGGUCGAGCGGAGGGGACGAGUACGGAGGAGGCGGCGGCGGCAGACAGGGCCUCCCCAGCGGGCCGAGGAGGCAAGGAUUGCCGAGCGGACCGAGGGGAUAUAGAUGA
Messenger RNA from Purpureocillium lilacinum, 870 nucleotides. RefSeq lists its product as uncharacterized. The record is from RefSeq and is a predicted model, not a curated record. NCBI's taxonomy places the organism in Eukaryota, Fungi, Ascomycota, Sordariomycetes, Hypocreales, Ophiocordycipitaceae.